Phragmites australis (common reed) is the source of this 2559-nucleotide messenger RNA. RefSeq names its product OBERON-like protein. The record is from RefSeq and is a predicted model, not a curated record. Gene Ontology annotation, cellular component: nucleus. The transcript has 3 exons. NCBI's taxonomy places the organism in Eukaryota, Viridiplantae, Streptophyta, Magnoliopsida, Poales, Poaceae. The coding region runs from base 425 to 2254 and encodes 609 amino acids.
UCGUGAGACAGCGGGGAAGGGAGAUCUGGGGUUUGCGGGUGCUUGACUGGGUUCGGUGGGUGAGGGGGAGUUCUCGACAGCUGUUGUGAGGGUAGGUUUCGGGCUAGCUUGUUGGGUUUCCUCGCCAAGUCCGAGCUACCGCUCGUCGUCUUGGCUCCUUGCCUUGCCGCCCCUCCCCCUCCUCCUUGGGCUUCCGUCUGCAACGUUGGGGACCCGCGGCUGUCCUGUGCGGCGACUCGUUGGUGAUUUGUUGUAGCUCGUCGCUCGGAACGAUGAGCCUAGGGGAGAGAUGAGACUGCGGCUAUUCCUUCGUGGUGCGCUGUCUGGUGAUCGGGAUUACUGCAGAAACGCGUCCCACUUGUGUGUUUGAGGAUUUUAGCACUAACAAUUAGGUCGAUGAUGUUUGGUUAGGUUCUGAUUUCGGAUGGGAACCUCAUCGGACGCAAACUUCCACCAGGAGCCCCCGCAGGGGAUGCCACCUCCUCGCCACAAUGGCCACACGCCAACUCUGCAGACGUCCCUCUCUCUGGCCGCCUUGUCGGAUCAGGUCAGUUCGCCUCCAGACACGCAGGAGCCGUUGUCGAAUUCCGAUCAGGGGCACGACUCUGCUACCGAGAGUGCCAGCUCCCAGGGGACGUGGCCUGGGGAGCCGAGCAAGAGCGGUGGCCCUGCUGUAGCAGCUGCACCAAUAACAACAGUGAGGAUAGUGGAUAAGGAGGAGGAGGUGGUCGGUAAUGGUGUCUCUAAGCCGCAGGCUGUCCGUAGGAUCCCGAGUGCUGGUCGGAUGACUCUCAGGGAGGUUGCUCGGGACAGAAUUGACCUUGUCGCGGAGAAGAUGAAGGUUAUGAGUGAGGAGCUCUUGGAAGAGAUCAAGACUGAGCUCCGGUCGAUCCUGGAGGGGGCUGGUGGUUCGCACCAUAUCGAGGAGUUCUUGUAUCUGCAGAAACUCGUCCAGGGUAGGGUUGAUUUGACACCAGCAAUGCUUUCAAUGGCCCACCAUGUGCAGCUGGAGAUCCUUGUUUCCAUCAAGACUGGGAUCCAGGCGUUUUUGCAUCCUAGUGUUAACAUACCCCAGAGUCGCCUUGCUGAAGUUUUCUUGUACAAGAGGUGCCGGAACAUUGCAUGCCAGAGUGCUCUCCCUGCCGAGGACUGUAGGUGCAACAUUUGCACCAACAGGAAUGGAUUUUGCAACCUCUGUAUGUGUGUGAUCUGCAAUAAGUUUGAUUUUGAAGUCAAUACUUGCCGCUGGAUUGGGUGUGAUGUCUGCUCCCACUGGACUCACACCGAUUGUGCAAUUCGUGAUGGGCAUAUUGGGACUGGACAGAAAAUUAAGAAUGGCAUUGGCCAUGCAGAGAUGCUUUUCCGGUGCCAGGCCUGCCAAAGGACAUCCGAAUUGUUGGGAUGGGUUAGGGAUGUCUUCCAACAAUGUGCACCUGGUUGGGACAGGGAUGCCUUGUUACGGGAACUUGACUAUGUUUGUAAGAUAUUCCGUCUAAGUGAGGACUCAAAAGGGAGGACAUUGUUCAGGAAAUGUGUUGAGCUAAUUGAAAGAUUGAGGAGUGGUUCUGCUGAAUCCAUGAGUCCUAGGAUGCUGCUACAGGCACUCCAAGAGCUAGAUAUUGAUUCCCCAAAGAACUAUGAGAAUGAAGAGCCAGGGUGCUUGAUCACUCCCCAGGAGGCCUGCAACCGAAUUGCCGAGGUCGUCCAGGAGGCUGUUAGAAAGAUGGAGCUCGUGGCGGAAGAGAAAAUGCGAAUGUACAAACGUGCCCGCCUCGCCGUGGAGGCCUGCGACCGCGAGCUGGAGGAGAAGGCCCGGCAAGUCCAGGAGCUCAAAGCCGAACGUCUGCGGAAGAAGCAGCAGGCAGAGGAUCUGGAGAGCAUCAUGCGGCUAAAGCAGGCGGAGGCGGAGAUGUUCCAGCUCAAGGCGAAUGAGGCCCGGCAGGAGGCCGAGCGGCUGCGGAGCAUCGCACUCGCCAAGUCGGAGAAAGCGGAGCAAGACUACGCCAGCCUGUACCUCAAGCGCCGCCUGGAGGAGGCUGAGGCGGAGAAGCAGUACCUCUUCGAGAGGAUCAAGCUGCAGGAGAACCAGAGGCCGCCGCCUGGGGCUGGGGCGGGCGCGAGCAGCAGCGGUGUUGGUGUGGGCCUCGGCGCCGGCGACCCCUCACAGAUGAUGAUGCUGUCCAAGAUCCAGGACCUGCUGAAGAACGUCCGCAGCAUGCCGUCCACCAAGUCGGACGGGCAGCAGUCGAAAUAACAACGGCAGCAGGCAUGGUCGCUCGCUCUCCUGGUUAAGCCUGGUUCGUAACGAAUUGUAGAUGCUGCUGUUAUGUUCAUUGCGACUUUGUGGUGAUCCAUGGUUGUUUCUGGCUUUCUGCAAUGUAAAUUGACUGUAGAAGCGCAGCGUCGUCGUUUUUUUUUUUUUUUGCUUAUUAUCAGUGGCUGCUUGUGCUGAUCAUCAUCGUGUAUCCCUGUGAGUUGUAACUAACAGCGUAGUUAAUCAUAUAUUGAACUGAUUACUGUAUUUGUGACUGUUUGAAUGUAAGCUUGAUUUCAUGACAA